ACCAUAUUCGCCAAUAAUUCGCUAACAAUGCUUCGCCGCCUGUGUGCACAGCGCGGCCGUGCUCCAGCUGCUCGUGCUCGGCAAUUCGCUAGUUUAUCAAUUUCUACAACCACUGGUGACAGUGACAUUGGUGUGUAUGAGCUCGAUACCAUCUACGCGCUGUCCUCUGCUCCAGGGAAGGCUGGCGUGGCGGUCAUCCGAAUCUCUGGGGACCAGGCGGACUCAUGUCUGCAGCAGUUGGGCAAGUCUACAGCAUUACCAAAGCCUCGUGUUGCUGCGUUGAGGAAGCUUUACCAUCCCAAGACUAAGGAGCAUCUGGAUGACGCGCUGGUCCUGCGGUUCCCACACCCGAACAGUUUUACAGGUGAAGACAUCGUGGAGCUCCAUACCCACGGAAGCGUGGCAGUGGUGUCGGGUGUCUUGGAAGCGCUGAGCCAUGUGCCGCAUUGCCGUGCUGCUGAACCGGGCGAGUUUACGGAGCGAGCGUUCGACAACAACAAGAUCGAUUUGGUGCAGGUGGAAGGAUUGGCCGAUCUGUUAAGUGCUGAGACGGAAGCACAGCGCAGUCAGGCUCUUCGACAGCUUUCGGGUGACAUUGGAGAGAUUUAUGAAGGCUGGCGUGACAGUCUUGUUAAGUGUCUAGCCUACACGGAAGCCAUGAUCGAUUUCGGAGACGACGAAGAUGACGUUACAGAUGCAGCCUACGAAGCUGCAGUGGAUCGGGUUCGAGCGCUUGCAGAUUCGAUUCGAGGCCAUUUGGCAGACGGCAGAAGAGGAGAAAUCCUGCGUAGUGGCGUCCAGGUUGCUAUCGUUGGUCCGCCCAAUGCUGGCAAAAGCAGCUUGUUAAAUAUUCUCGCGCGACGACCUGCGGCGAUCGUGUCUUCCAUUGCUGGAACCACACGAGAUGUGGUGCAAGUUCCGUUAAACAUCGCCGGAUACCCUGUCAUUGUCAGUGACACUGCUGGACUUCGCGAAACAGAGGAUAUUAUCGAGAAAGAGGGUGUUUUGAGAGCCCAACAGUGCGCCAGUGACGCAGAUAUAUGUGUGGUCAUGAUGGACAUUCAGAAUGCUAGACAACUUCACAGUGGUGAAUACCAGUCGUAUCUGCGGCAUGGUGCAUUUGCUGUACUGAACAAGAGCGAUCAGGUUGAUGAGUCCCAGAUUGCAAGCGUACUGGAAACUUUUGCCUCGAAGCAGCGCGACCAGCUGCUCGUUGUUUCUUGUGCAAACGGAGACAACGUCGACGUAUUCGUCGACAAGCUUGCAACUGCAGUCAAGGAAAAGUUGGAGGUGUCGGCUGGAGGCUCUAGUAAUGGCACGCUGAUCACACGAGAGCGUCAUCGUCAGAAUCUCGUUGAGUGCCUUUCAUGCUUAGAUCGAUUUCUAGCUGAUCCGUAUCAGAGUGAGAUUGCGGCUGAGGAUCUCCGUCGAGCUGCCAUGGCGAUUGGCCGCAUCCUGGGACGGAUCGACGUCGAAGACGUUCUGGACGUAUUGUUCGCCGACUUUUGCAUCGGCAAAUAAACCGACACCUUGAUUUGAAGAGACGCCAGGUUAUAGUCACUUGUUGAUCGUGGUCACCUCAAAUGAUUGAGUUCACGGCGUGGGAAGUCUAUGCGUACGAAGGUGCCAACACCAUCAAUAGUGCGUCAAGUGAAGGAAAUGACGACAACAAGACCGAGUCCCGACAGGAUGUACAGUCGAUGUACGGAAGCAACCGAAUCGAUCGGGUUGUACUCGCAGAGCAUUUGCCACAAGUAAGCCUUGAAAGCUACGUUGCUACUCGUCUUUAACCCGGUUCUCUGUUCCCAGACUUCAGAUAAAGCCCUUGCCUUCGAAAGCUACCAUAUUCACCCCACCAAGGGAAUAUUUGGCGGCAGGGUUAGUUACCUUGGUACAAUCUUUUCUCUACGCACA
This is a messenger RNA of Phytophthora nicotianae INRA-310, 1914 nucleotides long. RefSeq names its product tRNA modification GTPase TrmE, variant. NCBI's taxonomy places the organism in Eukaryota, Oomycota, Peronosporomycetes, Peronosporales, Peronosporaceae. The record is from RefSeq and is a predicted model, not a curated record. The transcript has 7 exons. Gene Ontology annotation, cellular component: cytoplasm. Gene Ontology annotation, biological process: tRNA methylation; tRNA wobble uridine modification. The coding region runs from base 28 to 1521 and encodes 497 amino acids. Gene Ontology annotation, molecular function: GTP binding; protein binding; GTPase activity.